Molecule: messenger RNA, 1180 nt
Organism: Phytomonas sp. EM1
Lineage: Eukaryota; Euglenozoa; Kinetoplastea; Trypanosomatida; Trypanosomatidae
Source: the annotation of a GenBank genome assembly
GUUUCGAGUAAGGAAUUCUAUUCUCAAGAAAAAAAGUUCAACAAUGAAACAUACUACAUCAACAAAGCUCUCUUCAUUGAUAUUUGGAUCUCUUGUACAACUUCAAGAUGGUCUGAAUGCGAUGAUUGAUCACUCAUGGAGGAAUGUUAGAACUCCUGACGACUGGAGUUUGGCUAUCACUAUGGAGACCGCGGAAUUGAUCGAUUCAUACCCAUGGAAAUGGUGGAAGAACAUUUCCUCAGAGCCGGACUUUAAUAAUAUCCGUAUUGAGUUGGUGGAUAUCUUUCACUUUUCACUUUCUGGGGCAAUGAUGGUACAAUCCAUUGUCUCUGAUAAAAUUGCCAUGAUCGCGAAAAUAAAUCUGAGCGACUCGUUUAUACCUUUCAAGCCUAAGACUACUGGUUAUACAACAGCCGUGAACGGAAUGGCUUUUCUUCCCCUAAGCAACACUGAAAACGCCUUAGCGACCUUUCGAAACCUAAUUCAGCUUGCUAAUAUAUAUCGCUUUGAUAUUAUCACAGAAGUCAUCAUAUGUGCAGCACAAGACUUUAACUUUAACCUUGUUGCAUAUUACAUAGCCAAACACACUUUGAAUUUCAUUCGACAGCUCAAUGGUUACAAGAGUGGGUCAUACGUAAAGGUAAAGAAUGAUGUAGAGGAUAAUGUUCUUUUACAUAGUUGUAUUGAGAACUUGACACUUGAUGAAACUUUGGAUGAAAAUCAGUACACCAAAGUAUGGAACAAUAUCAUGUGCAAGGUUUAUGAUUCCUUUCAGGUACCAAACGAGGACCGAAAGGAUGUCAAAUAUUGGACAAGCCUUGCCAAGGAGCAAACUCUUUCAUAAACUGAGGACAGCGCGAAUAAAUAUCCAUAUACUUUACAAGAAUCUCUCCACUUGCAUAUUUCUGAUUGGGUAGCUUAUUGUGUGCUAUCAUCAUUUCACUGGUAACGCUUACGGAUUUUUCUUACUAGUACAAAUGGAAAAAUAAACUCGUAGCUUUCUCGCUAAAGUUACUAGAUUGGGACUUCAGAACAAAGUGAUUAUCAUGUGUUUUAUAUACCUAUGACUAUUUAACAGUUUAUUCCACUUUUAAAGCGAAAAUCAUAUUUUUAAGUAUAUAUAUAGAUAUAUACUUUCAUAGACUAUAUCAGCACUUUAAAUGAAUACCAUAAGCUUAUA